Messenger RNA from Ilex paraguariensis (yerba mate), 963 nucleotides. NCBI's taxonomy places the organism in Eukaryota, Viridiplantae, Streptophyta, Magnoliopsida, Aquifoliales, Aquifoliaceae. The record is from the annotation of a GenBank genome assembly.
AUGGAAUUGAACCUUGCAGCUGCCUCUGUGAAGGGUUCAAAGCAAGAGAUUUGCAGGUUGUUUAUUUCUGUUUAUGCUCAGUACUUGCCUCCUAAAUUUGCACGAACUAUGUCAUCCUUGGUUGAUCGUAAAACUCUUCUUGAGGAUUCAAGUGGACAGCGGUGGAAGGUGACUUUAUCCAAUCAUGAAGGGUCACUUGCUUUUCAAGAGGGAUGGCAUUCAUUUUGCCACGACCAUGGUCUGGAAGUGGGAGAUUUCUUGGCAUUCUAUUACAUUAGGGGAUCCCACUUCAUUGUUCAUAUAUGGGGAACAAGUGGCUGUGAAAAAUUGAACAAUUAUGGAGAACACGGCCAUCGAAAGAAGAAAAUCAAGACUAAAAGAAAUUCAGCUGCUCAAGACGGACAGUGCCACAUGACUGAUAAAAAUUUGACGAACAAACAGGGUUCUAGUACUUCAGUUGAAAUGGGGUCAAACACUGAAACAAGACAAGGGCAACCAAUUGCCAUUGAUAAUACUUCAAACUUUAAUAGUGGUAAUGAAAGGCUUCAACUUGUUUCCACCACCGAAUACCGUGAAGAACCAUUUUAUAUGAUAAAUAGAGAUGUUGGAUGCCACCAAGAAGAAGACAGGACAUGCUUAUAUGACUUGUCCAAAUUUGAAAUGCAGAGGAGCAGAUCGGUUGCUGAUGGAACCAACAAAGUUCCAGGAGGAGAUGAAACAUGCCCUCACCAUGCGGACACAAUGCUGAAAUCUCAGACUGAUGCAGGGUUAGUCGAUGAGGAUUUAGGAGAUAUCAGAAUAACUAGUCAGGUAGCACCUCCAGAUGCAGCUGAUGGCACAGUGAUUGAGAAAACUAACGAUCCUGGAUUGUCAGACUUCUCUAGCCGUUCUGUCUCCAUUUCAAUUCUCAAGAGUCACUCUGGUUUGAGUCACUCUACUUGGAGCUGUCUUGUAUUUUCAUAG